Phlebotomus papatasi is the source of this 1914-nucleotide messenger RNA. Its product is annotated as toll-like receptor 6. The record is from RefSeq and is a predicted model, not a curated record. The transcript has 2 exons. Lineage: Eukaryota; Metazoa; Arthropoda; Insecta; Diptera; Psychodidae. The coding region runs from base 136 to 1839 and encodes 567 amino acids. Gene Ontology annotation, molecular function: protein binding.
AUGAAACUGUAAUAUUGUUGAUAAGAUGAUUGAUAUUUAAAUAGAGAGCAAUUGAACAUUUUCAGCUCAGUAGUGGUAGUUACACUAAAGAGGAAACUUGUGGUCAGACGAUUACAGUGAUAAUUUGCUAAUAAAAUGUGUCUUCUGAGGAACGUAGUAUCACUUCUUCUAAUUGCUACCACAGCCAUAGGACAAAAUAUUCGCAAUAAAAAUGUACACUGUGAGGAAUUUAACAUCUUAGAUGGAGGUUAUUUCUAUGAUGAAUACGGGAGGCAUAUUUCAGCAGUCGAGUGUAUUAUAAGGAAUUAUGAACUAUCAAGUGAACGUGUUUACUAUCUCAGCAAUAGUGAGGCCAUAGAAAUUCUUAAGAUUACGGACUCAUCUAUGGAAAGUCUUCCAGUAAAUCUUUUUUACCCCCUAAGAAACCUAAAAUAUUUAACAGUGACUAAUACUACUUUGAAGUACGUUAACUCAAUUCCAAUUGAUCAUCUAAGAUUAUUGGAUUUUUCAUCAAAUGAAAUCGUUUCACUACAAGAAAAUGCAUUUUUUAACUGUCCAGAACUAUCGAAAAUACUUCUGUCAAACAAUAAAAUUACAAUUUUGGAAGGCAGUCUUUUUUCGGGAGUUCACCAAAUUGUCGAUUUAUCUAAUAAUGUAAUAAAUAAUAUAACGAUGAUUGUUUUCGAUCAUCCUAAUAUACAAAUAUUAAACCUUAAAAAAAACUCCCUGGAAGAAUUAGAUUUGAACAGAUUUAAAACAAUUACUGGGCUUAGAAUGUUAGAUUUGAGCUACAAUAAAUUAAAAGUUCUCAAUGUGACGGAAAAUUUAUUAUCCAGUGAUUUUGCUCUUAAUUUAAUAUCAAAUCAACUUACUUAUUUGGACUUGAGAAAUACUUCAAUAAAGUCUUUAAAUAUUGCAAGAAAUAAGGUUAGAUAUCUUGCAAUUGGAAGUAAAUAUAAAGAAAUUGAUGCUGAAGAUAAUGAAAUUACUGAAAUAUCAUUUGGAGACUCAAUUGCAUCUCUAAACAUUUUGAACUUGAAUAAUAACAAAUUGGGAAAUAAUCUACAAGAUAUCUGUAGAUGUAGAAAUUUGACUUUACUGUCUCUUAAAUCAAAUAAUAUUGAUAACAUUGACUCCUGCUUUGCCUAUAUGUCGACUCUGGAGACAUUAAAAUUACAAAAUAACAAUAUUUAUCAGGUUAAUCACGAUAGCUUUUUCCCAGACAAUGUAAUUCAAUUUCUCGAUUUGUCAUUCAAUCGAUUAGAAGUCGUUGAUGAGUAUACAAUGUCAAUUUUUGAAAAUUUACAAUUCUUUUAUUUGAAUGGAAACCCCUUGCAUGAUUUCAAUGACUCUCCUGAAUCUUUUAUGCCGAAAUUAGUUGAAGUUGGUCUAUCACAUAACAGGUUUAAAUGCUCAAAACUGUUUCUUCUGCUGAAAAAGUUAAAAGCUCUUAAUAUCAAACUUCAUGUUGAUACAACAAUUCCAGUUAAUACUACAAAUAUUGAUGGAAAUGCUUGUUAUCAAAAUCACGAAACCGAAUUACUAAAAAAUUCCGAUAAUUUGGAGAAUAUUUUAGCCCAAAAAACCAAUGAAAAAUUGGCAUAUUUUUGGGAAAAGAUCAAUACACUAGAAGGCAAAGUUAAGGACAUUGCAGCUAUGAAUUUCACACUGCAAGAAUUUACAAAAUCUUACGUAGAACAAAGAAAAGAAAUUGAUGUAAUUAACAAAUCUCUUGUAGAAAUUAAAAAAUCCCAAGAGGUUUUAACAGAGAUUUUAAGCCAAAGACUUGGAAAUUUGGAAGAAGCAUUUAAGAAUGCUACUGAGGAUAGAAUCGAUUAACAACAAUGUAUGUAAUAGAUUGAAUUGUUAUAUUGAAGAUAAUAAAGGUUGUAAAUUUUUUAAACCAGGAAUAAA